AGCUCUGCCAGAUUGAACAUUCCUGCUCUAAAUAACAGACAUAAAUAAGGAUAAAAAUAGGGAUAUGUGGGAACCGCCGCGACUGAGCGCAUCCUUGCGCACCAAAACGGAGCUGGAGGCCCGGAGCCGCCGCUUCAAUAUCCUGCGCCAGGCGCGAACUGCCUCCACGGCGUCCACGACGACACACAGCCAAGACAAGGAGGAGCAGACCAUCGCCAAGCUGCUGGCCCAGAUGCCGCUGGGGAAGCAACCCGCCGCCAAGGUGCAGCUGCAGAAGCUGCGCAACCUUGUCCAGGAGUGCAUGGGCUACGAAGAACAGCCACAGGUGGUGGAGCACGCCGCCCUCUACCUCUUCUGGCUGCUCCUCGAGCAGCGGGUGCUCCUGGUGGCCACCACCCACCGGCUGCACGGCACCUUCGGCCAGACCUUCGACCGCAAGAAGACCCAAAUCCACGACUGCGUCCUGGCCAUCGGCGAUCUGCUGGAGGAGCACGAACGGGCCGGGCUCAAACGCUGGCAGCAGGCGCAGCGCAAGGCCCCUGGAGUGGGUCCUCUUUGGGGCGCCCACAUCCACGUGAAGUGCACGCCCUCGGAGUGGAUGGACAUCAGCCUGCUGACGGACCUGGCCCCGGAUGCCCUGCUCAAGAACCGCACCGUCAACAAGUUCUCCAUGAAGUACAAAUCCAAGACUGCACCGGCGGUGUCCAAGAGCACUGAGGCCGCCAAGCUGAGUCCGGAGUUGCAGACCCUGCUGGGGAUUUCGGAAAAACUGGACGACGAGCACCUGUUGAAUCGCGUGGGUGACAUUCUCGGCUCCAAGCGCAGCAGUGAGGAGCUUCAGAACGAGCUCAUGGAGCUGCUGGGCUUCGAUCACUUUGAACUGGUGGGAAAGCUGCUCCAAGAGCGCGACAAGAUUGCCCGGCAAUUGGACCAGUUUGCCACUCGAUCCCGGCGUGUCAAGGAGGUGAAACAGAAGCGCGUCCAGACGGCGGCCAGUGGAGGAGCGGCUGAGCGACGACCCACUGUUGCCAGCGCCGUGGUGGUGCAAUCAGCCCAGGAGAAGCAGCUGGGCAAGAUGCAGCGACGGGAGGAGAAGAAGCUGCAGCGCAUCAUGCGAAGCAUCAAGGACGAAGAGCCAGAAGACGAUCCGAACUGUGCGGUGGCCGUUUCCGUCCAGCAACUGCGCAUGCAGCAUCAGCGAAAGCUUCUGGAGGCAGCCCAACGGGAGCCAUUGCUGCUCAGCACCAAGGCGGCAAAGGCGGAGCAUAAACAGUCCUCGUACAACCAGCCCAUCCACUACCCUUAUGUGUUUGACAGCCAGCUUUUGGCGAAACAGCACGCCGGAUUCAUUGGCGGCAGCCGGAUAACAUUGCCCGACAAUGCCCAGCGUGUGGACAACAAGCAGUGGGAGGAGGUCAAGAUCCCGGCAAGCGAACCACCUCCACUUACUGUCGGCAAUAAGCGCAUCAAAAUCGAAGAGCUGGACGACGUGGGAAGACUGGCCUUUGCCAACUGCAAGGAACUCAAUCGCAUCCAAUCAGUGGUAUAUCCAGUGGCCUACCACAGCAACGAAAACAUGUUGGUGUGUGCGCCCACGGGAGCCGGAAAGACCAACGUGGCCAUGUUAUCCAUUGUACACACAAUCCGUUGUCACCUGGAGCAGGGAAUAAUCAACCGGGACGAGUUCAAAAUCGUGUACAUAGCUCCAAUGAAGGCUCUGGCUUCCGAAAUGGUUGAUAACUUCUCCAAGCGCCUGAAAUCUCUACAAAUCGUUGUGCGCGAACUGACGGGCGACAUGCAACUGACCAAGGCGGAGAUGGCAGCCACCCAGAUACUGGUCACCACGCCGGAGAAGUGGGAUGUGGUCACCAGAAAGGGUAGCGGAGAUGUGGCUUUGAUAAGCCUGGUAAAACUACUCAUCAUUGAUGAAGUUCACCUGCUGCACGGCGAGCGAGGCCCGGUUGUGGAGGCACUGGUGGCCCGCACCCUCCGCCUCGUCGAGUCUUCGCAGUCUAUGAUUCGCAUUGUGGGUCUAUCCGCCACCCUGCCAAAUUACAUCGAUGUGGCCCAUUUCCUGCGUGUGAAUCCCAUGAAGGGCCUCUUCUAUUUUGACUCCCGCUUCCGACCUGUUCCACUGGACACCAAUUUCGUUGGCAUUAAGUCGGUCAAGCCACUGCAGCAGAUCGCCGACAUGGACCAGUGCUGCUACCAGAAGUGCGCCGAGAUGGUGAAGGAAGGCCACCAGGUAAUGGUCUUCGUCCAUGCCCGAAAUGCCACUGUACGAACGGCGAAUGUGAUCCGCGAACUAGCCCAGCAGAACAAUACCAGUGCCAUCUUCCUGCCCAACGACUCGAAUGCCCACGGACUGGCCAUGCGAUCGAUACAGAGAAGCCGGAACAAGCAGCUGGUGGACCUGUUCUCCUGCGGCCUGGCCAUGCAUCAUGCGGGAAUGUUGCGCGCGGACCGUCAGAUGGUUGAGAAGUACUUUGUGGAUGGCCACAUCUCGGUACUGGUCUGCACGGCCACCCUCGCCUGGGGUGUCAAUCUGCCGGCACACGCAGUCAUUAUUCGAGGUACGGAUAUCUACGAUGCCAAACACGGCAGCUUCGUGGACCUGGGCAUUCUCGACGUGCUGCAGAUCUUUGGACGCGCCGGUCGACCGCAAUUCGACAAAAGUGGAGUGGGUACCAUCAUCACCAGCUAUGAUAAGCUCAACCACUACCUGUCGCUGCUAACCAAUCAAUUUCCCAUCGAGUCCAACUUUGUAAAUUGCCUGGCUGACAAUCUCAAUGCGGAGAUCGGUUUGGGCACCAUUACCAAUGUGGAGGAAGCUAUCGAGUGGCUCAGUUACACUUACUUGUUUGUGCGAAUGCGAAUCAAUCCCCAUGUCUACGGCAUAGAGUAUGCGGAACUGCAGAAGGAUCCCACGCUGGAGGCACGCCGCCGAGCUCUCAUUAUGUCCGCCUCGAUGAGUCUGGACAAGGCUCGGAUGAUGCGCUUUAACCAGCGUACCAUGGACAUGAAUAUAACUGAUUUGGGCCGCACUGCCUCGCAUUUUUACAUUAAGUACGAUACUGUAGAGACUUUCAAUGAGCUGAUGAAGCCAUUUAUGAACGAGGCUGAGAUAUUGGCCAUGAUUUCCCAGGCGCAGGAGUUCCAGCAGCUUAAAGUACGCGAUGAUGAAAUGGAAGAACUGGACGAGCUGAGGAGCUACUAUUGCAAGAUAAAGCCUUACGGAGGUAGUGAGAAUAUUCACGGCAAGGUCAACAUUCUUAUUCAGACAUAUCUUUCCAAUGGCUAUGUGAAGUCCUUCUCACUAAGCUCGGACAUGUCCUACAUCACCACAAAUAUAGGAAGAAUUACUAGGGCCCUGUUUUCCAUUGUAUUGAGGCAGAAUAAUGCGGUACUAGCAGGACGCAUGCUGCAGCUUUGCAAGAUGUUUGAACGUCGGCAAUGGGAUCUUGACAGCCACCUGCGACAGUUCCCAGCGAUUAACGCCGAAACCAUCGACAAGUUGGAACGCCGUGGCUUGAGUGUCUACCGGCUAAGGGACAUGGAGCAGCGGGAACUGAAGGAGUGGCUGCGAAGCGAUCGCUAUGCCGAGCUGGUUAUCCGCUCCGCACAGGAGUUGCCCAUGCUGGAGGUGGAGGCGAGUUUGCAGCCUAUCACUCGAACGGUGCUGCGUAUUAAGGUUGACAUCUGGCCCAGUUUCACGUGGAACGACCGCGUUCACGGCAAGACGAGCCAGAGCUUCUGGCUGUGGAUAGAGGAUCCCGAGUCCAACUACAUUUACCACUCGGAGCUGUUCCAGGUCAGCCGGAAGUUGGUGAUGAGCGGUCAGGCACAGCAGCUUGUGAUGACCAUCCCUCUGAAGGAGCCACUGCCGCCGCAAUACUAUAUUCGAGUGAGCAGCGAUAGCUGGCUUGGCAGCACCACCUGCAUACCACUGUCAUUCCAACACCUAGUUCUGCCAGAACAUCAUCCGCCGCUGACGGAACUUCUGCCUCUCCGCCCGCUGCCAGUCAACUGCCUCAAGAACGUCCUCUACGAGUCGCUCUACAAAUUCACACACUUCAAUCCCAUUCAGACGCAAAUCUUCCACUGCCUUUACCACACUGAUAACAACGUGCUUCUAGGCGCUCCCACCGGCAGUGGCAAAACAAUCGUAGCGGAGAUAGCGAUCUUCAGGGCACUCAACCAGAAUCCCAAGUGCAAAGUGGUGUACAUCGCUCCGCUUAAGGCUUUGGUGAAGGAGCGCAUCUCGGAUUGGGAGCAACGUUUCCAGCGCUCUUCGCUGGGCCUAAAAGUGGUGGAACUGACGGGCGACGUUACUCCAGACAUCCAGGCUAUUCGGGAGUCGCAGCUAAUCGUGACCACGCCGGAGAAGUGGGAUGGAAUCAGUCGCUCCUGGCAGACACGCGAGUAUGUGCAGCAUGUUUCCCUGAUCGUCAUCGAUGAGAUCCACUUGCUGGGCGAGGAUCGAGGACCGGUCAUCGAAGUGAUUGUCUCGCGCACAAACUUCAUUAGUUCCCACACGGGUCGGGCUAUCCGAAUCGUUGGAUUAUCCACAGCCCUAGCCAAUGCCCAGGACCUGGCCAACUGGUUGGGCAUCACCAAAAUGGGUCUGUACAACUUUAAGCCCUCAGUGCGACCGGUUCCUUUGCAGGUGCAUAUCAACGGCUUCCCGGGAAAGCACUACUGCCCCCGAAUGGCCACCAUGAACCGACCCACAUUCCAAGCCAUUCGCACCUACUCCCCGUGUGAGCCCACCAUAGUGUUUGUCUCCUCGCGAAGGCAGACGAGACUGACUGCCCUGGACCUUAUCACAUUCGUGGCUGGUGACUCCAAUCCCAAGCAGUUCCUGCACAUCGCCGAGAAUGAAAUGGAGCUGAUCCUGCAGAACAUUCGCGACCAGAACCUCAAAUUCUGCCUAGCCUUCGGCAUUGGCCUGCAUCACGCCGGUCUGCAAGAGCAGGAUCGCAAGUGUGUGGAGGAGCUGUUCCUCAACCGGAAGAUCCAGGUGCUGGUGGCAACCGCCACGCUGGCGUGGGGUGUCAACUUGCCUGCCCAUCUGGUGGUGAUCAAAGGCACGGAAUACUUCGACGGCAAGGUGAAGAAGUACGUGGACAUGCCCAUCACGGAUGUGCUGCAAAUGAUGGGUCGAGCUGGACGGCCGCAGUUUGACAACGAAGGCGUGGCAGUGGUCCUGGUGCACGACGAAAAGAAGAACUUCUACAAGAAGUUCCUAUACGAUCCAUUCCCCGUGGAGUCCAGUCUGCUGGGUGUGCUGCCGGAGCACAUUAACGCCGAGGUCGUGGCCGGAACAGUUCAGUCAAAGCAGGCGGCCUUAGACUACCUUACGUGGACGUACUUCUUCAGGCGGCUACUCCGGAAUCCGUCGUACUAUCAGCUGCAGGGCGUGGAGCCGGAGAACGUCAACGCCUUUAUGUCCAAUCUGGUGGAGCGCGUGGUGUACGAACUUUCCGGUGCCGCCUGUCUGGUGGAGCGUGAUGGAUGCCUGGUGCCAACCUUUUUGGGGCGAAUCAGUUCCUACUACUAUCUGUCGUACCGCACAAUGAAGCACUUUCUGGAGGACCUGCAGCCGGGCAUGAGCACCAAGGAAGUUCUCCUCGCCAUCGCCGAUUCCUACGAAUUCGACCAGCAACCCGUCCGUCACAACGAGGACAAGUACAACGAGCAGAUGGCCGAGAUGAGUCGCUUCAGGCCUCCAUCUGCCUCCUGGGAUUCUCCGUACACCAAAACGUUUUUGCUACUCCAGGCCCACUUCACCCGCCAGUCGCUUCCGAAUUCGGACUACCUGACGGACACCAAGUCAGCCCUGGACAACGCCACUCGAGUGAUGCAGGCCAUGGUGGACUACACGGCGGAACGGGGAUGGCUAUCCACCACCUUGGUGGUGCAGCAGCUGAUGCAAUGCGUCAUCCAGGCCCGCUGGUUCGAUGGCAGCGAGUUCCUCACACUGCCAGGAGUAAACGAGGAAAACCUCGAUGCCUUUUUGAGCAUACCACACGAUGAUCACGACUAUUUGACACUGCCCGUUCUUAAGGAGCUGUGCAGAAAGGAGUACGAAGUACUGGCAAGACCGCUGCGAGAUGCCUUUGAGGAGCACAAAAUCGAGCAGAUGUAUAAGGUGAUCCAAGAUUUUCCUGAGAUAGCAUUGCAAAUAUCCGUAGAGGGUCGCUAUAUGGAGAACGAGUACGCCAAACGACCGCUGUCACUAUCCGAAGGCACAAAGGGCGAAUGGAUGCCACUGCAUGCCAAUGAGGAUUAUGUCCUCACAGUGAAUCUACAGCGUCUCAAUGCCGGUGGACAGCGGAGAGCUGGUGGCCAAAGCUACACGGUACACUGCCCCAAAUACCCCAAGCCCAAGAACGAAGCCUGGUUCCUGACCCUGGGCUCACAGGCCAGUGACGAACUGCUGGCCAUGAAGCGGGUAUCGAUUCGCGGACAGCGCUGCUCCAACCGCAUAUCCUUCCAGGCGACUCCGCGACGCGGACGUCUGCAGCUCACUUUGUACUUGAUGUCCGACUGCCUGAUUGGCUUCGACCAGCAGUAUGACCUGCAAUUCGAGAUUAUCGAUGCGAAAGAAGUCUAGGGGUCCCAUUAGAAAGUAUAUCUAAGACGAAUAUCGUAGCAUUCUGUAGAUUUGAGGCUUAUCUUUUAGUAAAUGGUGUUUAGCGAUUAUUCGAUGAGUGGCCGGAAUGAAUUCCCGUUGAUUCAUAUGUCUUAUGAACGUCUUUCACAGCCACUGUUAGAGGACCUUAAGUUUGUAGUAAAACUGAACUUGCGUAUUUAUUGUGUGAUCCUCCAAAUAUGUAUAACAUUUUUAUCAUUAGUAACUUGCUUCGUCACGAAGCUUCUUUGUUAUUCGACCAUGAUGAACUGGCAUGCAUAAAUGAAAAACUUUCUAUGAAUUUAAGAUGUAAUGAUUUUUAUUAAAUGAAGUUAAUAAAUUUUGU
Messenger RNA from Drosophila rhopaloa, 6980 nucleotides. It is a transcript of the gene obe, whose product is annotated as activating signal cointegrator 1 complex subunit 3. The transcript is spliced from 6 exons. The record is from RefSeq and is a predicted model, not a curated record. Lineage: Eukaryota; Metazoa; Arthropoda; Insecta; Diptera; Drosophilidae. Bases 65 to 6616 code for a protein of 2183 amino acids. Gene Ontology annotation, molecular function: ATP hydrolysis activity; nucleic acid binding; ATP binding.